Rhododendron vialii is the source of this 2040-nucleotide messenger RNA. RefSeq lists its product as uncharacterized. Bases 52 to 1389 code for a protein of 445 amino acids. NCBI's taxonomy places the organism in Eukaryota, Viridiplantae, Streptophyta, Magnoliopsida, Ericales, Ericaceae. The transcript is spliced from 2 exons. The record is from RefSeq and is a predicted model, not a curated record.
UCUUACCCGCCGGAAAUAUUCGGUUGGAGAGAGAGAGAGAGAGAGAGAGAGAUGGAAGAAGAGGAGAUAGGAAUUCUGGAACCUUACGAGCUCCGAUUCUCGGAUCUCAUGAUCUUGACUUCCGACAAAGCUCCACCGCCGACUCUUCCAUCAUCAGACGAGAUCCAACGUUUGGAAUCGAUCUCGAGAAGCGUAAUGGAAACCCUCGGGCCCACAGGUCCAGGCCUGCUAACAAUCACUGGUGUCCCCAACGCGUCCCGUCUCCGCCGAACGCUCCUUCCACUCGCCCGCAGGCUAGCGCUUCUCAACGCCUCCGAUCGCAAACGCCUUCUCAAGGAGCAUGGCUUGGGAAGUGAUGUUCCAGUGAAGAAUCUUGACAGAAGUGUCUCGUCUUUUGCAAUGCAGCUAAAAUAUAUGCAAGGUGUCGAUAGGACCAGUAGUAAAGCAACUGAUGAAGGGAAUGACAGUCAAAACAAAGAACAACAUUGUCCUCCUACGGAGGAGUUGGGAGAUUCUCAAGUUAAUGAAUUUAAGGAUCUGGGUAGUAGUUUCAAGGAGCUAGGGUUUUUGAUGAUGGAGCUGGGGAUUUGCCUCGCGCGAAUCUGUGAUAAAGCCAUUGGUGGCCAAGAGCUAGAGCAAAGCUUAUUGGAGUCAUGCAUGGCAAAAGGCCGGCUCAUACACUACCAUUCAAGUCUAGAUAACCUUAUUUUAAAAGAAGCUGAAGAAAAACAGCAAUCUACUGGGCGAAAAUCAAAUCAGCAGUCAAUCAGGAAUGAGAGACCGAAUACAACUGGAAACGAAGCUAGAAUAAGUGGAAACACUUCCAAUCUGUGGCAGCAAUGGCAUUAUGACUACGGUAUUUUCACUGUUCUGACAUCCCCCUGGUUUAAUUUUCCCUGUCAUAAACAAACAACAAGAGCAAAUGGAUGCUUUUGCACGUCUUGUGAGAUAGAAUAUCCUUCCCCAAGCGGCCACACAUACUUGGAAAUAUUCGAUCCGAACAAGAAUAUCGUUCAAAUGGUUAAGACGUCUCCUGAAAGUUUCAUUCUUCAGGUUGGGGAAUCAGCUGAUAUAUUGUCAAGAGGGAAGCUUCGGGCAAACCUUCACUCUGUCCGCAGACCAGCAAAAUUGGAAGACUUGAGCAGAGAAACAUUUGUCGUCUUCUUGCAACCAGCGUGGAGCAAAACUUUCUCCCUUUCAAAUUACCCAAUCAAGAGUUUUGAGAAAACUUGUGUUGACGAGAAUGACCAUGGUGAACUAGGUCAAGAACUCCAUAAAAUAGUUCCACCAAUUUCAUCGCGGAUGAAGGAUGGAAUGACGUUUGCGGAAUUUUCACGGGAAACUACAAAGCAAUAUUACGGUGUGAGUGGUUUGCAGUCUAAGAGAUAAACAUCACCUUGGGGAAGAUAAUGGGAAGACAAGUCCUUGGAAAUUGUUGCUUCUCACGCCAUUUUGAAAACUGAAAUUUGAACCGUUUAAGCAAUGUAAAGCUACAAUGUGGUUCUGCUUUUUCUGAGUUGGGUUUGGAAAGUAAAUAAGGAAGAACCUUGCUUUCACCAAAGCAAGCAGAAGGAACAUUCAUAUGCCCUGGUUUCAAUGUAAAGCUACAAUGUGGUUCUGCUUUUUCUGAGUUGGGUUUGGAAAGUAAAUAAGGAAGAACCUUGCUUUCACCAAAGCAAGCAGAAGGAACAUUCAUAUGCCCUGGUUUCACACCAUCCACAUUUAGUUGGCUUUGAUACUACGCAUGUUUGACAAGUCUGGGGUCUUUUCGAUGUCAAAAGGGGAUGAGCCAUAGAGAACUGUUAAGGCAACUAGAAAGGGCAGAAGAAGGUAUGCGACAAACAGAAUCAAAACAAUCCAAAUGAUGAUAGAACCAGGCUACCAUAAAGGUCCAGUUGAACGUCUAUUCAUUCAUUCUUUCCUUUUUCCUUCUCACAUUGAGUUUCUCCGUUUUCGGCUGAGCUCUCUCAAGCUCCAUGUUCAAACAAGCAGAAUACUUUUCGGUAAUAUAUCAAGCACUUCCCAUGUAUGCACACAAUA